Molecule: messenger RNA, 2947 nt
Organism: Mustela lutreola (European mink)
Lineage: Eukaryota; Metazoa; Chordata; Mammalia; Carnivora; Mustelidae
Gene: PRRT1B
Product: proline rich transmembrane protein 1B
Exons: 4
Coding region: 102-869 (255 amino acids)
Cellular component (GO): membrane
Source: RefSeq, a predicted model, not a curated record
CGGCCGCGCAGCCGCCGCCGGGAAACCCGAGCCCGCGGCGCCAGGCGAGCCCGGCCCGACGGCGGCGGGAGGCGGGGCGCGGGCUGCGGGCGGCGCGCGCCAUGGACGCAGGAGCCGAUGCAGAAGGGGGCAGUGGCCCCGCAGCCUCCGAGGACCCCCGGAGCCCCGCGCUCCCGCAGCUCCCGUGUCGCCCGCGGCUCCUGGAUGAGGACGGAGGGCCCAGCAAGGAGGUGGCCGUGGAUGGGGGCAGCGCCCCCGCUGCGGAGGAACCUCCGGCCGAUGCCGAGGCCGAGGCCGUGGCCGCUUCCCCCGCCCAGGCUGAGCCUGUGGGCGAGGCCCAGCAGGGCCCCAAGGUGGCAGCCGGCGGGGUGCCCAACAUCGGCUUCGUGGGCGAGCCCCCGCCCUACGCGCCACCGGACCCCAAGGCCGUGCACCUGCUGUACCCGCCCUUCCCACAGGGGCCGGUCCUCUUCCAGCCCGGGCCCUCGCCCCAGGCCCUGUACCCACCGCCGCCGGCCGCGCCCCUGUACCCCGCGCCCGCUGCGCCGCCGCUCUUCGCACCCUUCCCGGUGUACAACGGCCCUGUGGCCGGCAUAUCAGCCCCCGCCACCGCCGCCGAGCACAGGCCACUGCCCAAGGACCACAUGAUGGAGUCGGUGCUGGUGACGCUCUUCUGCUGCCUGCUCACGGGGCUCAUCGCCGUCGUGUACUCGCACGAGACACGCGCGGCCCUGAGCAGGGGGGACCUGGCGCAGGCGGAGGAGGCGUCCCGCAAGGCCCGCUCGCUCGUGCUCUUCAGCCUGCUCUUCGGGGUGUUCGUGUCCGCCGGCUGGGUCGUCUACGUGCUGGUGGCGCUCUACCUGCCCUGAGGGCCGCGGCGACGCACAGGGACACCCAAGCCGCACGGACUCUGUGGACUCUGAGCCCUGCUGGUGGCCACCUGUCGCCUACAGAGGGGCCCCGGGGGCAGGAACAGCUGGGGUGUGGCGCCCUCGGCACAGCCGCGGCGGGGCCUCACCCCUCCCGGUGGCCCCCCGGCCGCGCCCUAACUGACCUGCUGCGGGGCCCGGGCCCGCCGCAGCCCCCGGCCUCCGUGCUUCCUCCCGAGGUCUUUCGGGGGCCGCGCUGGCUCAGCCCCCAGGCGGCCCCCAGGGCCCUUGCCUCCCCGUCCCACCCGAGCCGACUCCGGCCCCAGCCACCUGCAGCCCGGCCUGGUGACCGAAGGCAGAGCCGCUGGUGUUUCUUCUUCCCUGUGGGGAGCCGAGCGGCGUCCGCUCUCCUCAGUAGCUCCCGGCGGAUGGUUGUGAGCCCCUGCCCCGACUCCGGAGCCCCGCGCUCUCAUGCCGACUCCGGUGCAGGAACCAGGGCCCCCGCGUCUGGUCAAUAAACAAGAAGCCAGCCCCGGGCCGAGCUUCGCCUGCUGCUUCCCGGCUCCCGGGCGGGGUGAGCGGCGGCGUCUGUGCCCCGCCGGGCUCUGGGGCUGUCCUGGCUGCGGUCACUGAGACACUGUCUGGGGAAGGCAGCUCUGGCCGGGUCUGUUGGUUGCUCCUGUUGCGUGGCCCCUCUGCGAUGUGACCCGUUUCUCAGGGGGCGGCUUCUCCCCUCCGUCCCGCCUCCUGCUGACUCUCGCCGCCUGCAGUCUCCGGUCAGCCCCACUCCUACUCCUCCGGGCCCUGACUUUAUUGCCCACCCAUGGAGGCUCCCCUGGGGGUCCCCUGUGUGGCGAGGGCCACCCUGGCCGGGGAGCACUCAGGUCGCCCCAGAGGCUGCUGGUGGCCUGUAGCGGUGCACGUGUGUGUCUCCGCUUCGUGCCUGGUACCCCCCGGUCAGCUGUGGUCCUGAGAAUGGCCUUCCGCGCUAGCAAGGCUCAGAGCCGUCUGCAGAGGAAGGGGGCUUGGGGAGUGGGGCGUGGAGGUCUCCUGCAGCUUCCCAGCCCUUGACCUUCCCACUUGUCUAGGCCCCGGCCCCGGUCCCUGCCUUCAGAGAAGCUCUUCCCUCCCUUCCCCGGUCCUUCCCUUUCUUCUCUUCUCCUCCCCCUUCCUUCCUUCCUUCUUUUCUUUUCUGUUUUAUGAAUUUUAUUUAUUUGGCACAGAGCACAAGCAGGCAGAGGGAGAAGCAGGCACCCCGCCAAGUCAGGAGCCCGAUGCGGGGCUCGAUCCCAGGACCCCCAGAUCACGACCUGAGCCAAAGGCAGGCGCUAACCCACGGAGCCACCCAGGCCCUGGAGUUUCUGGUUUCUUGAGAAAAUUGGGAUUUCCCCAUCUGUAAAAUGGGGUGGCAGCGGUGCAAGCUGAUCUGGGAGUGGUGGGCAGACUCGUGGGGACCCCACGGGUGUCCCGCACAGAGCCUGGACCAGCUGCGUACGGACGGUGGGGACUUCUGUAGGGUCUCCCACAGCCAGAGGUUUUGAGAGAGCAGGGAGCAGGCCCUCACCAUGGGCUGAAGCACAGCCCGGAGCUUCCCAACCAGGGAGGAAAAGCCAUUCAUGGCGUUUUCCUGGGAAGGUGUCCAGAUCCUCAAAGGGGCCUGUGACUCGAGAUAAAAACCCAUCCGCAUAGCGAGGAGGAAGUCCCCCACCCAACCCCACUGAGCCACACCAGAAAGACUGAUCGAGUGAGAUCAACUGUGCCCCGACCGUGUGACCGUGCGCGCUCACAGCCUGCAGCCGCCCCGGGAGCUGCCGUAGUCAGGACCGCUCGGGGCGCCUGGGGGCUCAGCUUGUUAAUCCUCUGCCUUUGGCUCAGGUCCUGGUCCUGGGGUCCUGGGGUCGAGCCCCAAGUCAGGCUCCCUGCCCAGUGGGGAGCCUGCUUCUCCCUCUGCACCUCCCUUCCUCUCCCACUUGUGCUCUCUCUCUCUCAAAUAAAUAAAAUCUUUUAAAAAAAAUCAGGACGGCAUGGCUUUGCCACAGAGAUGGGUCAGUGAAAAAUAAUAGAAAGCCCAGAAAACA